GUCGGGGUCGGGGGAGGAAAGACAAAGUGGUUUGGUUUUUUGUUUGUUUUGUUUUUUCUUCCCCCACCCCCCCCCCCCCCCCUUUUUGCGGGGGAAGGGAAAAAUAAAAGCAGAACUGGGAGGAAAACGGAGGGGGGAAUCACACCCGGAGAUAAAAGAUUCCUGCUCCUCCCAUUUUUCCCAGUAGCCGGGUACAGCGUUGUUCCUCUCCUCUCCUGCCACUGUCGCUCCCGUUUCCUGACAGGUUAGUCUGCCGCCCUACGGUGCUGGACGGGGACGACACCGGGUCGGGUGAGGGCAUACGGGGGAAAGGCUGUGCUUGAACUUUCUAUGAUGCAGAAAAUGUCUCUGGAUGGCAGACUCUGAAAAGAAAUGCAGUUUUAAGAGAUACCAAAGAUGAUGACUAGAAAGAUUAAGCUUUGGGACAUUAAUGCCCACAUAACCUGUCAUUUGUGCAAUGGAUACCUGAUUGAUGCCACCACUGUAACAGAAUGCUUACAUACUUUCUGUAGAAGCUGCUUGGUGAAGUAUUUGGAGGAAAACAACACCUGUCCAACAUGUAGGAUAGUUAUACACCAGAGCCAUCCAUUACAGUAUAUCGGUCAUGAUAGAACAAUGCAAGAUAUUGUUUACAAACUUGUGCCAGGCCUCCAAGAAGCUUCUUUUACAGCGGAAAUGAAAAAGCAGAAGGAAUUCUAUCACAAACUGGGUAUGGAAGUACCAGGGGACAUCAAAGGGGAGAUAUGCUCUUCAAAGCAACAUCUAGAUUCAUAUCGCAAUGGUGAAACUAAAACAGAUGAAAAUUCAAACAAAGAAACUUCUGAAGAAAAAGAAGAUAAUGACUAUCAUCGAAGUGAUGAACAGGUGAGCAUCUGCUUGGAAUGCAAUAGCAGCAAAUUACGUGGAUUGAAACGAAAAUGGAUCCGCUGCUCAGCACAAGCAACAGUCCUGCAUCUAAAGAAGUUCAUUGCUAAAAAACUUAACCUUUCUUCUUUUAAUGAGCUGGAUAUAUUAUGCAAUGAAGAGAUUCUUGGCAAGGACCACACACUCAAGUUUGUAGUUGUUACUAGAUGGAGAUUUAAGAAAACACCUCUACUGCUACAUUACAGACCCAAAAUGGAAUUGCUGUAAGAGAUCUUUAUUGUCCUUCUGGACAGUUUUUUUUUUUUUUCAGAGACUAUCAUCUGACACCUUAGUGCAGCAUUUAACUCUUAUGUAUUGUGAACCAACAGAAUCAUUUUGGAAGUCUGUAAUGCUUUUAUAGCAGACUGUCCUUCUGAAUAUUUCUAGUGAUUUGCUGCAUGGAUUUUUGGACAAAUAUAUAUAUAUUUUUGUACAAAAUGAAAUAAAUCGCAACUCAACAGUACUCUAUCAGCUCUGAGUUUACAGGUAGUGAAAACACUUCACAGUUCCAUGGAGCUCAGCCUGAUUCAUCUAUUUGUAGCCAUACAAAAAUAAGUUAGAAUGUUGUGGGAAUGAUUUAAAAUGUUGCUUUUAACACCAAAUUACUACAUCUGCUUGUUUUUUUUUUUUCUUGAAACUUUACAACUUAUUUCAGUAUGUCUUUCUGAGUUGUUCUUGUUUUAUAUAAUAUGUCCAGUUUUGUCACCUUUAAUCAAGCCAUUCUAUAGAACAUUGAAUAUAGUGAAUCAUAGUGUAUCAUUGAAUUAAUGAUACAGUGACUGGUAAUAUUUAUUAUGCUGCAUUAUAAACUUCCAAAAAGCCUGGAGAUCCAAUUAGUUCAUUAGUUUUAUGCAAUGUUUGAUCUUUAUUUUGUAUUUCAGUAAUGUUUUAAUAUCCCCACAUUUGUGUUGUUUUGGGUUUAAUAGAAAUGAGUUCACUUGACUUUUUUUUUUAAUCUUUUUUUUUUUUAAUAAGCCUUAAUAUUUUUGCCAUGGAAUACAUUAGGUCUGACUGUAAAAAAUACUCAGAAGUACUGAACUUGUGAAAUUGUUUUAAAACAAAUAUGUCAUGUAAUCAGAGAUUGCAAAAAUCAAAUUUUACUUUAGGGAGUAUUUGCUCUUUCAUAGCUGUAAAAACUAUGGUUGUUAGGCACCUUUUAUUGACGCUGCAGAAGCUUCCAUUUCACUAGAUAAAAAUUCUUCAGUUAACUGCAAACCAGUUCUGUGUUUCUUUCCUUGUUUUCUAUAUGAAACCAUAACUAUUUUAAGCGCAACUGAUAGUUAUCUUUGAGGUCAGAUUAGAUUACAGGGGUACCUUCUGACCUUAUUUGAUAAUUUUGAUUGUGUCAAUCCCUGAGAGAUACAAUAUGUGUAUGUGUGUCUAUGUACAGAUGUGCAUGCACCUUAGAGAAUCCACCUUCAGUAGUACUUAGCAGAGUAUUGAUUACACUGCUUGAAAGGCUUUUUAAAAUAGUCAGCUUCAUAAAACUGUGGUAGUAGUUGAAAGUGAUUUCUGCAAGCUUUAUGCUGCAUAGCAUUAUAUAUAGCAUGGGUGUGUGUGUUUGACAUGGGGUCUUAAGUCACUGAAAAGAAGAUAAGUAGUAUUAUUGGCAGCUGGUGGCUGCCAAUAAUUUUUAACUCUUGGAUGAGUUUUCCUGUCAGCUGAAAAUGGCAGUUAUAUCAAACACUUUAUUCUUUCAUAAAAUGUCAAUGACUCAGAAAAUCAGUAUGCCAGUUAGCACUGUCCUGUUUCUUCCAGAUGUGUUCCCCUACUUUGCAAGAAAGCAUUGCUUAAUGUUACUUGAUAAUGGGAGGUUGAUCCCACAAGAGGCUUAUUCAAGUAUUCUAAAUCCUGUUGUCUCUUCCUGAAUUUUUCAAACAUCAUGUUGUUCUGUGCAUCUUCCACGCUUUUCUUAAUUGGGCUUUUCAGUUCUUUCCUAGUUUUGCUGUUGCUAGAGUGAAGUGUUAAGCUUGCUUGUUUUUCUUUGGGAAUGGGGCCCUUGUUUUCAUUUCAGUACCCACAUGUGAAUGGUAAGGAAGUUGAAAGAAAUGCAAAGAGGAAAAAAAGUCUACUGAACUAUGGGGGUGGUCAAGAAAGACACAGUAAGGCCAGUGGAAUACUGCCAUUUCUGCAAACGAUGAUGUGAGACCAUUAAUUUUGAACACCUGGGUUAGACAGGACUUCUUUAUGUCAAAGUUUAGAGAAUGUACGUGAUGGAGUUAGAAGUUUGGUCCAGUUUUGCUGUAUUGUUUCUGUACUUGCUUACUUAGCUUUUAGCUCGUUUUAGCAUUAAUAGAAGUGGCAGAAGAGGACAGGUGAGAUCUAAUUAAUCUAUAUUUUUGGUAGUUUUUCCACAGUGGAUGCAGGUGACAUGGAUGUGUGUGCAAGUUGACAUAAUAGGCCUUUCUGGAGCUGUUCAUGUCACUAUCAUUGUAUACUUCCCAAUGUAAAUCAGGGUCUGGUUCCAGUUGUUGAAGCCCCCAGAAAGUGCAAAUAUGGUUCUAAAUACCCAUCCUCCAUGUACCCUAAAUGUACCUGAUGGAGCUCAAACCCAUAGACCAUGUAAAUGCCUAAUUCUUCAGGUGCAAUCUAAGGGUUUAAUAAAUACAUUUGUGAUUGGUCUACCUCAGUAUAUGUACACCAUGGAAACUUAUUGCAAGAUCAGAUGUUGAUGCAGUGUUGUUGAAGUUUAUUGAGAUUUUAGUGUUAGUUCUACAACUGAAAGAGGUUAGCAAUUACAAACGUAAUUUCAGAAAGCACUCAGCCAUUCAGUUCUAACUCUUGCUCUAACAGUCUAUAGUACAGAAUAUGUAACUACAUUUGGAAUCACUUGAAUUUGUUAUGGUGCUAUAUCAAUAUAUUUAAAUCUGUUUAUAUAGGUAUGCAUCUGUAGCCAGUGUUAACACUUAUAGCUGGUGAUUACUCAUAAUUCUAUCUGUGUUUAAUCUGAUAAAACCUCAGCAAUGUUAAAAAAAAAAAACACACACACAAAAUAAAACAAACAAACAAACAAACAACCCACACCUCACAGCCCUAUUUUUUCUCAUCAUGUCACAAUAUAUUCAUUCCAAAAACUUAUUUCCCAUGGGGAGGGAUGGGAUGGUGUCUACACAAUUUGUUUGCUUUCUAGCUUUAUAGAAAGACUACACUACAACUGUUAAUUAAAGUCAGAGGCAAGCCUUGGGGUCAAAAUUCAGUUUUAUUUCUUUGAAGCUUAAGAAACAGUUGGUUUAAUGUCAAAAUUAUAUUGGGUAAAACAAUACUGACUUUUUUAACUUUAAAAUCUUAAAGUUGGGCUCAGUAUAGAUAUUUCUUGAAACUUGCUGAGGUCAUGAUUAAUUUAUUUUGAUCUUAAUGAAGAUAGCAUUACUGUGAAGUAAUUUUUACAUCCAUUUAUGCUGGUAAAUAAUUGAGACAAAAGGUAUCUUAUAUCAUUAUCCUCAGCAGCAAUGACACUGAAUUAUCCCAGGUUCAGAGCUUCUGUAGAUAUAGUUUUCAUUAAAAAUAGGUAAUUCACAGAAAUAUAUAUAAUAUUGUAUUUAAAUAAGAUUUGUGAACUUGGAAAAGUUAACUUUAUAAAAAUUAUUUAUUAUAUUAAGCAUUAUGUUUUAUUUUGUCAUCUGAGUAUUUUUGGUUUCAAAGGUCCCGCUUUAUUUGCAUAUAAGAACAAAAAAGGUUUUACAGAUUCUUUUUAUAUGAAGUUUGAAUGCCUUUUAUUUGUGUCUUUGCGAUGUAUGGCUAAAGAGCAUUGAUUACUCUUUUGUCCAGUGGGUCAGAAACAUGCAUUUAUAAGGCAUGUGUUUAAAUUGUAAAUUUAGCAUCUACUCCUAAACUGAAAAGGAAUGUAGGAGGUAAUUUUCAUAUAUAUAUUCAGUGGGUUUUUGCUUUGGAUUUUCAUUUGUGGCUUUUGUCAUUGUUUUGUGUUUAAGAACAAAGUUUGGAAUUUUAUGGGGUUGUAAAAUGUGUAAGUGCAAGAACUAUCCAUCAGCAAUAUUUUAAAAUGAAUUAUCUAGCAAGAAUUGUGGAAGUAAUCUGCAAAAGAUGCAGCCUAUCUAAAACUGUAUUUUGCCAUUCUUAUGUUUGGUAUCUUUGUGUGUCAUCUAAACUGGGAAUAUUUAUUUUUACUGGUUGCGCAAUAAUAUACACAGCACUUGUAACCUCUGAUAACAUGCAACUGCCAAAAUAAUACUACAACUAUGAUGGUACUAUUUUUUUUCAAUAGGCUAUGAACCUUUGAAAGCUUUUCUGGCUCUAUUGUUAUAACAGUAUAAUUAGUCUUAAGAGAUUCACUUUGUUGUUGUUGUUGUUCCUACUGGAUGGUAAAAGUGACUAUACAGCUAGCCUAUUUUCCAAUUAUAUGAAUCGUAGUUAAGUAUAAUAGGAAAGAGCCAACUAGUCUGUACAUCAACACAUUAAACUUAAUAAAUGUGUUUUCUCAGCAGUACUUCAGUGUAUUUAGUACAUAAGGCUGAAUUGUAUAGAGAAAUCUAGUUUAUGUAUUUCCUAUGGUAAUUGAUUCAGUUUGGACAUUUCACCUGGAGAUAUUAAUACAAUCUAUGCUUUAGUUCUUCUGCCAGAAGUUAAUAGUUAAUAACAAGAAAAAAUGUCGUACACACUGGAAUCAUUGCAUAAGAUUCACUUAGCUACAACUGAGAGGUAUUGACUUCUGUCUCUUUUAAAGGUGCAGAGAGAGCAUUACGGUGCAUAACAUUAGCAUAGAAAAAUAAUUUAAUGUCUGCUUUCCUCAAAAUCUGUAAUCAGGUACAGACACUCUCUAGGUACCUGCCUUUUGUGGAAAGCCAACAGUUAUAUUUCUACAACAGAGUUUGAUAUGCCUAUAUACAAAUCUAAAACUCCACUUCUGCUCAUUGAGCCACUUGAGCGGAUCCUCAAGGCUUCUUGGAAACCUUUUGAAGCUGCCAUGAUCUGCUGAGGUCAGAUUACAGGACAGAGGUUAAAAGUCCAAUUCUGCAAAUUCUUACACCGGUAACUUUAUUACUAACCUGGAUGAUUCCACUGAAGGCAGUAGAAUUGCUUAAAUGUGUGUCUGCAAGAUGGAGUCCUAAUUUUUGAAGGAUGGAUUGAUGUUUCUGUAACAUUUAACUUAAAGCAUUGGUUUAAUAGAGUUUUUAUCUAAGUAAUUUAAUUGGACAAAAAGAGUUUGUUCUUUCUGCAACAGUAUUAAAUUAAGGUUAAAGUACAAUAAGCUAGUGCAAUCACUAAAUCUUUAUCCUCAAUAUGUGGCAUAAUAGAAAUACUAAAACUAUCACAGUGUAAGACCAUAUUUUUUACUUGGUUUCAUUUGAGAGUUUACUUUUUAUACUGUUUCCUCUGUGAUUUUUGUACUAUUGGUGUAUAGUUUGGGUCUGAAGAAGUCUUUUGGGAUUAUUGCUUAAUGUUUUGAUUUUAUGAUAGUGAUGCUUGUAUUCAGUGUUUUGCCAAAUAAUAUUAUAUGCUUGUUAAUAAAAGUAAAAAAGCUAAUUGAAAUCCUGCAAGGCUGGUGGUAGUUGUUCCAUUCCCCCCCACCCCUGCCCCAGCCCCCAGUACUAUAUUAUGUGAGCUAGUCCUUUAUGUUCUUAAACACACAACGAUUGGAACAUGAAUGACAUGCAUGGUUCCAUAAUCAAUAUUUAUCCCCAUACUUUACUACUUAUCAUGCUGAAAUUAACUAUUAAUGUCAGUUAAUAUCUUCUAUUGGAGAGGUGUGUAGGUGUUUUUCCAUCUAUAUGUAUUUGUGUAUCUAAAUAUACUUACCCUACAUGUACAUGUUACUUUAAGUUUUGCUUACAACUGAUGAUGCUGAUGUAGAGGGGUAGACUGGACUGUAACACAAGUAACAUUGAAAUGCAUACCAACCCAAAUUCUGUUUGUUCUCAAAUAGGGGG
Cygnus olor (mute swan) is the source of this 6788-nucleotide messenger RNA. Its product is annotated as polycomb group RING finger protein 3-like. Gene Ontology annotation, biological process: regulation of transcription by RNA polymerase II. Gene Ontology annotation, cellular component: PRC1 complex. The record is from RefSeq and is a predicted model, not a curated record. Lineage: Eukaryota; Metazoa; Chordata; Aves; Anseriformes; Anatidae. The transcript has 11 exons. The coding region runs from base 397 to 1131 and encodes 244 amino acids.